Messenger RNA from Amaranthus tricolor (Joseph's coat), 2440 nucleotides. RefSeq names its product inositol transporter 1. Gene Ontology annotation, molecular function: myo-inositol:proton symporter activity. The record is from RefSeq and is a predicted model, not a curated record. Gene Ontology annotation, cellular component: membrane. The transcript has 6 exons. Lineage: Eukaryota; Viridiplantae; Streptophyta; Magnoliopsida; Caryophyllales; Amaranthaceae. The coding region runs from base 375 to 1886 and encodes 503 amino acids. Gene Ontology annotation, biological process: transmembrane transport.
UUUAUAUAUACAUCCAUAUCUGCUCAUUUCACUUUAUCCUACAUUUUGAUCGACAUUGCUGCGUUGGCAAUUUGGCAUUUUCGUAGUUCUAUUUUCUUCUUCUGCAGUCUGCUCCAGCUUUCAACUUCCAUAAACACUCCCUAAUUGUUACUCAUCUUCUGGGUUUCUAGAAUUUUCUUUCUUUAUGUUAUCUUCUUACAUUCCUUGAUCAAAUCAACCCACUUGAACAUCAUCUUCUGGGUGGUCCUAUUUUUCUAUUCCCAAUUUUGGAAAUCAUCCACAAUUAUAUAUCCAUUUUGAUCCUGGGUAUUGCUUUUUUGGUUCAUUUUUAUGAAGUAAAAUAGGGUUAAGAUUGGUUUUUUUCUUUAGGGGAGAUGACUUUGGAUUCAAUACCUGGGAGUUCUGGGUAUUUAGACUCAUACCCUGAAAGGAGAAUUACAUAUUUCAGCAGUAAAUAUGUUCUGGGAUUGACUUUUGUUGCUGGAAUUGGUGGUUUGCUUUUUGGGUAUGAUACAGGUGUGAUAUCUGGGGCACUUUUAUACAUCAAGGAUGAUUUUGAAGAGGUCAAAAACAGCACCUUUUUGCAGGAAACAAUUGUCAGCAUGGCCCAAGUAGGGGCAAUAAUUGGAGCAGCUGCUGGUGGAUGGAUAAAUGAUGCCUCUGGGCGCAAGAAAGCUACACUAUUAGCUGACUUUGUCUUUGCAGCUGGUUCAGCUGUCAUGGCUGUAGCCCCAGAUCCUUAUGUUCUUAUAUUUGGAAGAUUUUUAGUUGGUUUAGGUAUUGGAAUGGCUUCAGUCACUGCUCCUGUUUAUAUUGCCGAAGCAUCACCUGCUGAAGUAAGAGGUGGACUAGUGAGUACAAAUGUACUCAUGAUCACUGGUGGACAAUUUCUUUCCUACCUUGUUAACCUCGCUUUUACUCAGGUCCCUGGGACUUGGCGAUGGAUGCUUGGAGUAGCUGGUGUUCCAGCCAUAAUACAAUUCGUUGGUAUGCUCUUUCUACCAGAGUCCCCACGUUGGCUUUAUCAGAAGGGGGAGAAAGCCAAGGCUGUUGCAGUGCUCGCAAAGAUUUAUGAUCCAUUUAGGUUAGAGGAUGAAGUAGAUGGUCUGGCUGCUGCGGCUGAAGAAGAUCGAGUUAGAAAGAAAGCCAGUGUUUGGGAUGUUUUUAGAAACAAAGAAAUAAGAAUUGCAUUUCUAGUUGGAGGUGGUCUACAGGCCUUCCAACAAUUUGUUGGUAUUAACACAGUCAUGUACUACAGUCCAACAAUCGUCCAAAUGGCCGGUUUCAGUUCUAACCAGCUCGCCCUCUUUCUCUCCCUCAUUGUCGCCGCCCUAAACGCCGCUGGAACAGUUGUCGGCAUUUACCUCAUCGAUCACAUGGGUCGCCGCCCAUUAGCCUUAAUGAGCUUGUCGGGCGUUCUAGCAUCCCUCGUCAUAUUGGCUGUUUCCUUCUUCCUUCAAUCAUCUGGAUCCCCUGCAGUUGUAGGCCUCGCUCUAUAUAUUGUGUUUUUCUCUCCCGGGAUGGGACCCGUGCCUUGGACAGUAAACUCCGAGAUUUACCCACAAGCUUACCGAGGCAUAUGUGGGGGUAUGGCAGCUACCGUAAAUUGGGUUUCUAACGUCAUUGUCUCGGAGUCCUUCCUUUCGAUCACUGAUGCUGCUGGCACGGGUGCUACUUUCCUUAUACUUGCUGGUAUUACUAUUCUUGCCAUUGUAUUUGUAGCAGUAUGCGUUCCGGAAACUAAGGGAUUGGCAUUCGAGGAAGUGGAGGAAAUAUGGAAAACGAGAGCUUGGGGACGGUUGUCUAAUACCGAAAGCCUUCUUGAAAGUGAUCGCCACCAUCACAAUGAUGUACAUAAUCUCGACGAUGAUGAUCAGAAGUCCUAGGUUGUAUGAUUGAUUGAUUGUAUCUCCAGUUAGUUAUAUGUAGACAUUCUUUAGAUGAUUAUCCUCCUCUAGGAAUGCUUUUUUUUUGCUAUCCAAUUUUAUUUAAUUCACUGUAAAGUGUAAACAAAUUGGCAUGUUUCUGUUUUUGAAUCAUUUGUAUUCUACUGAAAUAAAAUAAAUAAUUGUUACUUAAUAAUCUUAGUAAUGAGUAUUAGUUUUUGUUAAUCACUUCUCUGCAAGAUGUUGUUUGUAUUGGUGUAUCCUUGUACCCGCCCUAUACUUAGGGCGGGCAGGUACUCGGUACUAUUAUACAAACAAGUAAUAUUCUCUUUGUUAGUGUAAAGUUGCAUACAUCGAACUCCUUUGAACCUUAUUCUAUGUGAGAGCCAAUUAAUAAAAUUUCGGUAAUGUAACGUCAAACGUAAACUUAAGUCUUUUCUAAGUAUUGAUCAGGCUUAUAAUGACAUCAGAGCUAAUGAUGAAGCAAUCACAAGAGAUAAUUUAUAUAGAAUCUUGGGUUUACUUUAAAGUUGAAGAUUUUCUCUUCUUUUUUU